This is a messenger RNA of Peniophora sp. CBMAI 1063, 2037 nucleotides long. Lineage: Eukaryota; Fungi; Basidiomycota; Agaricomycetes; Russulales; Peniophoraceae. The record is from the annotation of a GenBank genome assembly.
AUGGCCACUCGGUCUCCCUCGCUGUCCCCCGCGUCUCCGCACGCACAAACACACUCGCCGCCACUAUCCAUGUCCAAGGCGCCCAGCAAGCGCGGUCCGCCCAAGGCAAAGGGCUCCGUGCGCGCCAAGUCCGGCUGCUACACGUGCCGCAUACGGCGCAAGAAAUGCGACGAAGCGCAGGACGACAAGGGACGGUGCGCGACGUGCGUCCGAUUACGCCUGCAGUGCCUUGGCUUUGGACAGAAGCGGCCCGAAUGGCUAAAGGAGAACAACAAUGUCGGCGUCUUCCGCGAGAAGAUCAAAGAGUUCCUCGCCGCGCAGGGCAUGAUCAAGGGCCAUUCUGGUACAAACGGACGCGCCGACGAAGCCCAGAUGUCACUCACGCUCGUAUCCGACAACGACCUGCAGUCGUCCGAAUCGAGCGAUUCGCCACCCCCGUCGGCACCGCCAUCCCAGGAUCGGUACCGAACCCAGUCGUCCUCGGUCUCCCAGGCCUAUCACUCGCUUCAGAUGCCCCCGCCGUCGUCCGGCGCGGUGGCCGACGGCUACGGGCAUGGUAAUCCAUCAUCGUCUACUGCCCUGUAUUCCACCAAGCUCGUCGAGCCCCAGUUAGUCUUCGCAUCGACAUUACCGGCAUCGUACUCGACAACCUACGUCGUGGACGAAGACGAGCUCACAGGGCCGUACGCGGGCGCGAGUUACGACGUUCCCGCAGCCAUAACUUACGCGACGGCGGUCAUCCCUCAAUCUCUAAGCGUAAAUGUCUUCCCGCAAGUGACGGACGCCCAGAAUGGAUUGGUCCAGCAUUAUCUAACACACGUGCUGUACCGACAAUACCUCCUCGCCGACGCCUCCAUACAGGAUUUCAUCGUCAGGACGAUACAGCAUUCCGCACCAGUGCGGGACGCCGUCUGCCUGCUCGCCUCGCUCCAUCAACAAUCUCUCCGGCGAAACACCAAUAACGCCGCAGCCCUCAUCACCUCCGGCAGUACAUCUGAGGACAACUCCACGUAUGCUCGGAUCUGCCUCACGCUCCAGAAGACGCAAGCGGGGCUGGCACAUUAUACGGAGCAAGAGGCUCUCGCCGGUCUUCUCGUCGUUUCAGCCUUCCUGUUCCGCGGCGGUCGCGGAGCAUGGGGCCAAUUCCUGAACGUCGCAGCAGACUUCGUCGCAGCGGCGCUCGCACGGGCACCGGGAAAUCCCGCCGCCGUUUUACGUGCGGCGACGAGCAGUCAGAGAUUCGUGAUCAAGACCACAUUCUGGUUUGACAUUCUCGCGAGCACUACGCGCGGCCAGGCGCCGCGGUUCUUGCAGUCGUAUCGCGACCUGUGGGCGCCUGGUCCGACUCAGCAAGCGUACAUCGGGCCGUCGCCUCUGGGCGGUGGAAACGCGGAUGAAAUAAGCAUGCUGAAUGUAAUGGGCGCGGAUAAUAGUACCGCGCUCGCGCUCGCUGAGACGGCUACCUUGGCCGCUUGGCGCGAUUCGCAGAGGGGACGGGGAGCGUUGAGCAUCCCCGAGCUCGUUGAGCGUGCGCACCGCAUACAGGCUUCUUUACUCGGCGCGCGGAGUCCGGUGCUUCCGUCGAGCGCGUUGGCAGGCAUGCCGCCAACUCCGGCCGAGGAACUGCGUAUACGUAGACGGCUCACGGCCAACAUCUUCCGUGCGACGGCCAAGGUGUAUUUGCACGCGACGGUGUCUGGAGACAAACCGCGUGUGCCCGAGAUACGUCAAGGUGUCCAGGAGGCUAUCACAGCGCUGAAUGCUAUUCCGGCUACUAGGAGUGCGCUGGCGAGCAGCGUGCUCCGGAGCGUUGUGUUCGGUAUAUGUCUGACGGGAUGCCUGACGGACGAUGCAUGGGAGCGGGAGAUAGUCUUGCAGCGUCUUGAUCGCGAGCGGGACGAAGGCGUCGGGAACUGCGACGAGGCGAGAAGAGUGAUGGAGCUCGUUUGGCAACGGCGCGAUGCGGGACAAGAAGAGGUCUCCUGGCGCGGCGUCGUGUACGAACUCGGCGGCGGGGAGACGCUCUUACUCGUUUAG